GUAUCGAGAAGCAUGAUGAAGUCUUCAGUUCGUAGGGAAAAGAAGAUGCCAAAGAGCUCACCCAGCUGAUUAUAGGGAAAAAGAAUAACUAGAAUUCUUAGACGCAAGGCGUUCUUUAUGUCGCAAUCGAUUUGAAGUCUUUUGCAUUAUCCCUCAAUCAAAAAACGUUUGGCGCUCUGCUAGAUGUGUUGAAGACAAAAGAUACAAAAAUAGCGGGCUAGCAGAGAUUCGAGGCGAGGCAAGCGCAUGGCUACCGAAGGGAAGAGAACAACACACUUGCUACAAGGUUCGUACAAUCCUGCAAAGCUUCGACGAAAUAAGCACGACCGCGGCACGGCACGACAAGAGAGAAGUAGGCUUGGUGGACUAAAGGACCGAAACAAGAUACCACGCGACGACGGAGGAGGUGUCUGUCAAGUAUUUCAACGUUGCGCGUUGUUUGGUAUAGAUACGACGCACAAUAUAAUCUGCGCACUCCUAGACGCUUGUACACGAUAAGGAGGUCUCUCGCCCCCAGGACUCUAGCUGCGCGGUGAAGAUGGUGCUGUACAUCAACAUCCUGAUUCUGAAUCCGGAUGAGGCGAUGGAGAAGCAGGCGGGGAGAUUCUCCUUUUUCGCGAAGAGCAUGGUUGAUCAUGACACGCUUACUGGCGUAAUCGCAGAAGUCAUAAGACAUAAGGCUGAGGCAGAAAUGCAACAGAAAGGCCUGGACGUCGAUAUGCGGGUCCGCGAGAGUCAUUCCCUUUACUGCGUCCUGCAGCUGAACGUCAAAACGCCACCGGCUAACGUCUUCGCAUUAUUUGCGCCAUGUUGCGAGACAGAAAAUGCAGCAAUAAUGCUCGUCGAGAAAGGUACUCCUAAUUUUUUUUGCGUUGAAUAGAGGUCUCAAUGUUAUCGAUGUCGAUCUGUGGUUUCUUCAGAAUUUUUGAUCACGCAACAAAAACAAAAACACUGAGUACUAUGUAUCUAUUAGAAGUGUAUUGACGUGAGUCUUGAUGAAAGAAACUACUUCGUCCAGGUCUAGCCGCGGCUUUUCCGAUAACGUUGAAGAGCGAAUUGAAGAAAGAGGGCAUAGACGCAGAUGUCGUUAUUGUACGAGACACGGAUAAGCAGGAGCAAUAUGAAGUGAAAGUUUUAGAUCUGAUCUAUCCCGAAGCCUCACACGCUCACCAUGAGCACGAUGCAGGCUCUUCUACCGAACAAUACACGACCAGCUAAAAAGGCAAAUCUUAAUCAAGGGUUGGUGCAGAUGUACCACUCACGCGAGGAGCAGGGGAGUAGCGU
Messenger RNA from Amoebophrya sp. A25, 1284 nucleotides. NCBI's taxonomy places the organism in Eukaryota, Dinophyceae, Syndiniales, Amoebophryaceae. The record is from the annotation of a GenBank genome assembly.